AUGAUAGCUCGAGGUUUCCUCUGCCGCGUCUCGCUGCUAGCGCUAGGCCUGGUCUCCAUUGCGGCCGCCGUCAACGGAACCCAAGGAACCGGCGUAUCGGCCGCAUCCCUCAGUCUAGAAGAUAUUGAGGAAAGACUCCAACUAUGCCCGGUGGUUGCGGAUCUGAGCGCCGAGAAGUUGGCCGACUCUGCCGGCGCCUCCACCCUGACAUCCCGAAUCUUUGGUGUUCUUUUCCCCGGUAGCCCAGCAGUAAACGCCAUUCUUGCCACGCUAUACAUUUCUGGACCGCCAAAUUUCCUCCUCGCAUUGUGCCCUCCCAAUAUCGACCCGUCCUCGCUGUCCGUCAUGGUGGCCUUUGCCGUCGGCGGUCUAAUGGGAGACACCUUGUUCCACCUGCUCCCAGAGAUCUUUCUCGGCGAGGACAGCCCCGAGCACGUCAAGUUUGUCUUGGUCGAGCCCAACAGGAAUCUCUUGCUUGGUGCUGCCAUCUUGGCUGGCUUCAUGACAUUUGUUGCCAUGGACAAGGGGCUCCGCAUUGCGACGGGCGGCCACGGCCACGACCACAGUCACGGAGCCCACGAGCAUGGGGAUGCUUCCCAGGUCCAGGGAUCUUCGACAUCGGUACAAGUUGUAGAGGGAGAGGUAAAGUCUAGGAAAAAGGCCAAUGGCAAUGCAGAGCCGGCAGCCCAUGUCGAAAAGGAGAUUAAUCCUAGCGUCAAGCUUGGAGGCUAUCUAAACAUGAUCGCUGACUUUACUCACAACAUUACCGAUGGCCUCGCAAUGGCGGCUUCAUUCUACUCAUCGCCCACCAUUGGCGCAACAACUACAGUCGCUGUAUUCUUUCACGAAAUUCCACAUGAAGUCGGCGAUUUUGCUCUGCUCGUGCAAUCCGGAUUCUCCAAGCGCGCUGCAAUGGGAGCGCAGUUUGUCACUGCCCUCGGGGCCCUACUCGGAACCUUGAUUGGCAUUGCUGUUCAAGAGUUUGGCGGCAACUCGGCUGGUGAUGCAGUCACUCUGCGCGGUGGUCUCUUUGGAACCUCUCUGACCUAUGGCGAUCUCUUGCUUCCCUUUACGGCCGGCACCUUUUUGUAUGUUGGAACUGUGGCAGUUAUUCCCGAACUCCUCGAGACGGGCCCGAACAAAAAGGCCGAGCUGCAGAAGACUUUGGUCCAGUUUGCGGCUAUUGCUCUGGGCGCCGGAAUUAUGCUGUACAUUUCGUGGGACUAG
Messenger RNA from Pestalotiopsis fici W106-1, 1227 nucleotides. RefSeq lists its product as uncharacterized. Gene Ontology annotation, biological process: intracellular zinc ion homeostasis; zinc ion transmembrane transport. Bases 1 to 1227 code for a protein of 408 amino acids. Gene Ontology annotation, molecular function: zinc ion transmembrane transporter activity. The transcript has 3 exons. NCBI's taxonomy places the organism in Eukaryota, Fungi, Ascomycota, Sordariomycetes, Amphisphaeriales, Sporocadaceae. Gene Ontology annotation, cellular component: membrane. The record is from RefSeq and is a predicted model, not a curated record.